UGCGCAUACUAGGCACCAAAAGGAAAAUAUGGCAUAGUUUCAAAUCCAGAAACUGAUUGUCCGAUGCCUCAACUACGUGCUGGAACGUUUGCGAUUUUGAAUCAUUGGAACAAUGGGAUUAUACGUGCCAUCGAGCCUGUUGAUGGUAGACUGUUUCCUUCUCCGGACCUCACCUGAAACAACCGUGGUUCAUCAUCAACAUCACCUUUAAUUUUUAGAAGAGUCUGCAACAAGUACUUAUAACUGAACAACUUUCUUCAGAUGUGACUUAUUCUUUUGCACUACAAAGCAAUAUGACGACACACUAGACUUCGUCAUUUAAUUAUUUCAAAUUUUAAGGCCUCUAAAUUCACCAUCACAGCUACCAAAAUGAAUUUACUCAGCUUCAUAAUUCUACAACUUCUCUUACGGCUUACAAACGUUGCUUCUCUAGCAAUUCCUAAUGAACUUCAUAAGAAAGAUGAUCCAUGUGAUCCAAUUGUCAAAACAACUGUUACAACUGUUUUGACCUUUUAUUCUACUGGCAGAAACUCCACCUAUGCUUCUCUUCAAACUACCACCGCCGUCGGCUACACGCUAAACGAAUGUGCUAUGGCGUACUUACCAACUGUUACAGCUAGCUCAACUGUUCCCUCAAUUUCUACUUCAACAUUCACUCAUUGUGAUGAUGGCCCACACUGCGAUAAAACAACAUGGGCGACGCCAGUAUGCCCCGUCGGAACCCUAUCUGCAGAAUGUAACGUUCAGCCCACCUAUAUUCCUCAGCAGAACAGCUACACAGUCACCGUAUUUACAACAUCUUGUGGUGCUCCAGAUGGUGCAACGGGAUCUUUCUCAUGUCAUGCAUCUACGGCGCUUGUUGGUCUAAAUGAUGUUUCUUCAACAUUCGUUGUUACAAACUGUGAUCAUGCCGACUUUGUUUGUCCUGCUUCUCUCUCAUUUUCUUCAACAAAGCUGGUGCCAUCUCCAUCUUCUACUCCUCCAAUUCCACUUACUUCACCCUCUCAACUAACGUCAUCAUCAUUUUUUGUACCAGCAACUCCAACCACUGUUUCUUCUGCUUCGCCUGCCUCGUCAUUGUUUUCCUCAUCGACGUAUGUUACCCAACCAUCCACUACACUCUCGUCAUCUCUAUACUCUAAAUCACCAUAUAUCUCAUCUGUCCCUAGCGAAUCAAGUACAAUAACAUAUGUUACAAUCUGUCCUGGUGCUUCUGAGGAAGUCACUUGCAUCAUUGGCUCCUCAGAUGUUUUUGUUGGGACAACUAAUAUCGCUAUUGCAACGACCUCAUGUUAUGCACCUCCAAAAUUUACUGGUUCCUUUGGAUUAACUCCUGUUCUGUUUACUUAUACUGGGCUGACCACAUACUCUGUAAUCACAGCUUUCAAUGCUGUGGUUCCAAGUUUUGUCUGUCCUUCCAGUAUCUCAUCAUUUUUGACAUCUUCAAUUUUAUCUUCCUCUGCUCCUACAAAAUUGUCUUAUACUCCAUCAUCGACUUUUUCAGUAGUUAUACCAUCUUCUUCAGUUCAUUCGUCAUCCUUCCAACAUUCAAUAUCAUCGUCCCUCCCAUUUUCAACUUACCCCUCUUCAUCACUUACUAAACUCUCUUCAUACACUAUACCUUCGAGUAUGAUACCUCCUUAUACUUUGUCUUCAUCUUUCAAGCCAUCACUAUCAACCAUUUCAUCUUUCUCUUCCAGUCAAUACAAAUCCUAUAGUCAAUCCUCAUCAUACUUUGGAUCAUCUUCUUCAUUCACAUCAGCUUUAUCCUUAGAUUCAUCAAGCGUACCAUCUUUGUCGCAUAGCCAAUUUUCAUCUCAAGCCCCAUCGUCAUCUACUGGAUACUCCUCACAUAAAACGUACUCCUCAUCUUAUAGUCAAUCCUCAUUCUCUAGCCAAAAAUUAUCGUCUAAGAUUUUGUCAACCUCAUCCAAGUUUUCUUUGUCUUCUUUUCCUCCAAAGUUGGCUUCUUCAUCUUCUAUUUCAAGCAAGUCAAGUCCAAACUCUUCUGGGUGUAUCACGUCGGAUGUUACCUCGAGUAAAGUUUCUUUGACUACACUAAUCACUGGUUGUGACUCUUUGACAGGAGCACUUUGCUUGAAAGGAAUUUCGGCUACUUUGAUAAAGAACACUUUAGUGUGGUUUACAACUACCUCAUGUUCUAUGCCCUCCGGUAUUAGUGGCUCAUUUGGGCCUUCAACAACUUUACAAGCAAUAACUACUGGGGAUAUCGUAACUACGGUUACUGUCACCGAUUAUAUUGUUCCAAGUGUUAUUUGUCCAACAUCGAGCUUUCCAACUACGUUGAUAGCUACGAGGCCUUACACGAGGUCUACUUUUACGGAAACUGAAUCACUCUGUACAAGCGGCUCAGUUAUAGUUCCUUGUUCAGUCACCACCUCAGAAAGCUUGGCAAGUAAUCAGCAAACAGUCUCCUCAAUAUCUAGAUCCCCAACUCCUUCAUCUCUAACUUCUUCAUCCAAAUCUCCUUCGGUACCAGUACCCUUAGAAUCAACAAUCACUGUCACAACUACACAUUGUAAGAAUGGAAAGUGUACAUUAUCUACCUCUUACGCCACCUCCACCUUUACAGCAUCUAGCAGCUCCUUUACCAUGUUUUCUGGCUCUACGUAUACCACCUCAUUCAUUUCAAAGCCACUAACUUCAGCUUCUCCUUCGGUGCCAGUAACUUUGGAAUCGACAAUCACUGUCACAACCACACAUUGUAAGAAUGGGAAGUGUACAUUAUCUACCACUUACACGACCUCCACUUUUACGACUUACUGCAGUUCAGCUACCAUGUCCUCUGGCUCUACGUAUACCACUUCAUUCAUUUCGAAGUCUUCAACUGCUACCCUAUUUACCAUUUCGACAUCUUCAGCUUCUUCAAACACAUUGGCGACAUUGAUAUCCUUAACAACUCCGAUUUCUUCAACUUUCUCGACAUUAUCCACAUUUUCAACAUCGUCGAUGACUUCAAAGACUUCUGAGAAUACGUUUUUUACAGGUUUGACUUCUAUCACUGAAUCUUCAAGUGAAACGGUUCAUUCUAUAUCAAAAUCUUCUACUUCAGACACAUCCUCUUUAAGUGUUUCUACAUCAGCAACAGUUACUCCUAAAACGUUAACUUCAGCUACCUUCACAUCUGGAACAGUGUCUUCUUCAACUACUUCCGCAUUGGUCACCACCCCAUCGACCAUUACUGCUGUCACGCAUGAAACUUCAUCCACUGCAAGCGAAACAAUCCCAGGUGCAACUCCAGAAACAGUUACAAUCUCUACUACUACCGUCACUACCACCCACUGUUCAAACAAUAAAUGUACCAUUACAACCUCUACAAUUCCUAUUGUGUCAACCCAAUCCAAUUCUACGUCUACCUCUGAGGCAAAAACUAAUGAGUCAAGUAAACCAGCUGUACUAUCCUCGUCAUCAACAGUUCCCGAAUCAGAUACCGCUUCAAUUACUACCAUCACUACAACUCAUUGCGAAAAUCACACAUGUUUUGCUACAACGUCUGAAAUUUCGAUUAUUUCAAACACAGCAUCUUCCUCACCUGCUUCUACUGUUUCUUCUUUAAAGUUCUCUGAAACAUCGGCUUCAGUCUCUUACUCAUCAAUUUUAACUACUCUAACUACAACUGUUACAACGACUCACUGUGAAGAAAACAAAUGCUCGUUGAAAACUAAUACUCUGGUAACAACCCUUGUUUCAACAGUAGAGUGUUCCACCUCUUCGGCUUCUACAAAAACUGAUUCUGCCACAAUUCCUCAAACAACAAUGACACCUAUUUCUACUACUUCAGAUUCAACGGCAGUUUCUUCAACAAAUGUGACUUCAGUCCAAACAUCCUCUCCUUCAAUUGUUAUCAGUUCAACGGUAGGAACUCCUGAAGGGACUACAUUCUCGAUCACAACGUUCACUACAACACAUUGCGAGGAUAAUAAAUGUACCACAUUCUCUUCUGAAAUUCCGCUAGUAUCGACAACUUCAACAACCUUAGACUCUUUAGCCUCCUCUCUUUUGACAAGCACAGCGUCAGGGUCAACGUAUGUUGUCAAAUCAACAACAACUUUGACUACAACGCAUUGUGAAGACGAAAAAUGCUUUCUUUCCACAGAAACAAUUGUAACAUCGACUACGGCAACCACAGAAUGUUCUGAUUCUUCAGAAACAUCUCUGCAACCAACUGAAUUAUCAUCAACAUCAACAUCAACAUCAACUAUAACGACCUCGCAUGCUUUUCCUACGUCCCCUGUCUCAGUUUCAACAGCUCUUUCAACAACCUUGGUAACUACCACUCAUUGCGAAGAUAGCAAGUGUAUAACUACUACCACUACUGCUUCGUCGAGUACUGCAUCUACUGUGACAUCCAUUAUUACUUCGUCAACCGGAUUGACAGAUAGUGAGGAAGGUACGUCAACUAUUUCAAAAACCCUGUUGACAACGCUGACUAAGACAUCAUCAGGCUCGUCUUCGGCCAUAGUAGCAUCCCAGAUUACCUCUCCAAGUAGUUACUCGUUGUCCACAUCCUCACACACAGUUUCCGUUCCAGCGGCCUCAGGAUCAUCAUCAUAUUUUGAAAAUGCAGCAGGCGCUGUUGUUACGCUUCCGCAGAAUGGUGCUGUUUUUGGGAUGGCAUUUGGGUUACUGAUGAUGAUGAUUUAAGUACAAUAUCACAUAGCCCAUUUCUAUGGAAUUUCGGUCGUUUUUUCUAUUUAAAUUCUAGAUUAUGUUUUAAUUCCAACUUACUUGACGUUGCUUUCUUAACCUAUAUUGACUGUUUUCGACUUUCUAGGAAAAAUAGGAUUGUAUUUAUUAAAUUUACUGCUAAAGCUCUG
Messenger RNA from Pichia membranifaciens NRRL Y-2026, 4838 nucleotides. RefSeq lists its product as hypothetical. NCBI's taxonomy places the organism in Eukaryota, Fungi, Ascomycota, Pichiomycetes, Pichiales, Pichiaceae. The record is from RefSeq and is a predicted model, not a curated record. The transcript has a single exon. Bases 370 to 4665 code for a protein of 1431 amino acids.